Molecule: messenger RNA, 901 nt
Organism: Cuscuta epithymum
Lineage: Eukaryota; Viridiplantae; Streptophyta; Magnoliopsida; Solanales; Convolvulaceae
Source: the annotation of a GenBank genome assembly
AGAGAUGCGUUGCUCUGGAUCUUCAAUUGGAAAGGCAGAACUCACCUCAGUUUUUGUCAUGUCCGACUCCUUGGCAGCUGACCAAGCUUUGGUAAUAAGAAGGGCCAGAGCAGAGUCGAUUUGAUUCUUUUUUGCCAGCUCCCUCCCUCCCCUUUUCGUCGUUUUUUCUUUCCCGCAGCAGAACAACUAUCCAAAAAAAUGGAUUUUCCUGGCUUUGUGAAUGAAACUAUCAUUGAUACUACGGUGGACGAUUUUUGGGCUGAUUGGGCUGAAACAACCGGUGGUUGUCGACUUGAAGGAGAUUUUCCGGUGGAGGAUGAAGGUGAGCGAGAACCGGCGGCGCCCACGGCUGAACAUGACGGACAACCAGAGGCGGCGGGUGAACUUGACGGAGAACCGGCCAUGGACGACGUCCCUGAGCUUGAUGGAGCAAUUAAGCAAAAUGAGAGUGAUGAUGGUUCUAUACAAGCUCCGGAUGUCGGUAUGGAAUUUGAUAGCAAAGAAGCGGUGUAUAAUUUCUACAAGGCAUAUGGGAAGCGUUUAGGAUUUCCCGUAAGAACUGGGAGUACCACGAAACACAAAAAUGGAGUAGAUAUAGUUGGAGUGUUACUAGAGUGCUCUCAUGCCGGUAGUAGAUCUACUAGGUCAAAAAAUCAAUUGAAGCCUCAACCUUCAAUGCAAAUGGGAUGUGGAGCAAAAAUACGAGCACGCACAAAUUAUGCGGGACAUUGGGAAAUUUCAAAAAUCUGUCUUGAGCAUACCCAUGCCAUGAGUCCAACUAAGGCUCGCCUAUUCCGGUGCUAUAGGACUUUGACUCCCCAAGCAAUGAGGCAAGUUGCAAUCAACGAUGUGGCCGGAAUACGACUUCAUAAAACCUUCAAUGCAGCCGUUGUUGAAGCCG